GUGUGACCUCUGCUGCCUGUCUUUCCGAACCCACCGCGGUAUGUUACGUCACAAUGCCGGCGUUCACAAGCUGCUCCCCCAAGACCCCAGCGGUCGCCCCUUCAUCCAAAACAACCCUUCCAUCCCCACGGGAUUCAACGACCUGGCCUUCAUUGACUUCUCCUGCAAGAAGUUUGCUCACAUCGCGCAGGUCUGGUGUGAGACAAACCUCCGUCGCUGUAUCAGUAAGUUUCAUCGGUUCGUCUGUGAUUGCUGUGACAAGGCGUUCCCCCUGCGCUCUGCCCUGGACCUCCAUAAAACCACCUCCCACCCAGACAAACCCACUGACGCAGAGGAAAUGGAGGACGAAGCAGACGAUGAAGCUGCAGAAAACGGUGAUGACAACGACAGUGAGGAUGUUAAGAAGGAAGUCCUGCCCUUGGAGCAGGCCAGCUUCUUGGAAGCGUUGGGUCUUCAGCACAUUUCUACGGUGAAGUCCGGUCCUACUGACGAUGAGAUCCAUCAGGCGCACCUGGACAGCAUUAAGGUGAUCCACGUGGAGCCGCCAUCCUCCAGCCUUCCCCAAGAGCCGGCCUCAGCGUACCUCUCCGGAGGUCUGGGGCUGACUUUGGGGCUCGGUGUGGGUGGUCUGGCUGCCCUCAGCAUCCCCCUGCUGGAGGCCUCUGGCUCCGCCUCCGCCCUGCAGGGCCUCUCCCAGCGAGAUGCCCUCAGCCUGCUCUCCCUGCAGCCCUUCCAGACCGGCUUCCUCCUGCAGCCUGACGGGGGCGCUGCAACAGGUAGUGCAGCCUCAUCGGGGGUCAAACCCGGAGAGGCAGGUGGAGCCGGGAUCAUGGAGCUCGCUGACAUCCAGCAGAUCCUCAAAGUGGCGAGCGCAGCACCGAAUCAGAUGGGACUGUCCCUCCCACCUCUGGCCAAAGCUCCAGGAUUUGCUGGAGGUGCUCAAGGUCAAGUCCAGGGUCAGAAGGCAAUGCCUCCGUUAAAGCCCAAACCUCCCAUCACCCCCCGCUCCAGCCUCACAGCGACGACUCCGCCCCCCCUCCAGAGCUCCCAGCAGGCCUCACUGGGCUGCAUCAGCCCCAGCCUGCCACCUCCCACCCCGACUCUCUUCAAAACACCCUCCUCAUCCUCAUCAUCGUCCUCUUCAGCUGGGAAUGGAGGGCAGUUGGAUGCAGAGUGUAUGGGUGACGCUCACACGCCUUUGUCUGAUUCGCCGCCAGCUGCUACAACAGCAGUACAUGAGGAGGCGGGGCUUAGCGGGAGAAAGCCAGGAACCAAGGGGGGAAACAACGCCAACGCUGGCUCGGCUAAAGGCUCGUUCCCAUGCCGAUUCUGCGACCAGGUGUUCGCCUUCUCCGGCGUCCUGCAGGCUCACAUGCGCUUCCACCUCGGCAUCCUUCCCCACCAAUGCAACAUCUGUGACUACGUGGCUCCAGACAAAGCCACGCUGAUCCGACACCUGCGGACACACAGUGGCGAGCGACCCUACGUCUGCCGGGUCUGCCAUUAUCCUUUCACUGUCAAGGCCAACUGCGAGCGCCACCUCAGGAAGAAGCACGCCAAGACCUCGAGGAAGGACAUUGAAAAAAACAUCAAGUACGUCACCUCCACCACCACAGCGAACAUCGCAGCCGCAAUCACCGCUGCAACAACCACCGGACAGGACACGGAGACGGGAGCUGAGACAACGUGCCGGUUCUGUGGCGAGGACCUGAAGACCUACCGGUCUCUACAGAUCCACCUGCGUACACACAACGGCUGCCAGAGGAAGCCAUUUGAGUGCCGGCGGUGCGGCGCUGCCUUCCUGGCUAAACGCAACUGCAUCCACCACCUGCUCAAGCAGCACCCUGAGGUGCAGGAGAGGGAGAUCGAAGAGCAUAUUGCCACACUCCUGCCUGCCAACGUGCCCGCUGCUACCGUCGCCUCUGGUCGGGCUACUGCAGUGAACCAGAUGGCGCUGAACGGGAUCAGUCAGCCUCCGAUUCAGGCAGUGAAAGUGGAGGAGCUGGCUAACGUGAUUUAUCCUACAGAACUGGACCAGCCACUUGACUUCUCCGCCAAGGGUCGUGGAUCCGGCAGCCAGUCGGGGUCUCCUGGGGUCAAACUGGAGAGCGUCUCCCCCAGCUUCGACUGCUCCGUCCUGGACCAGCCCAUCGAUCUCUCCAUCCCCAGCAAGAGGCAGAAGAGGGAGGCAGCCAGCGCCGGAGAGAAGAGGGAGAUCAAGACGGAACAGAGCGGCAGCAGCAUCGUCGACCAGCAGCACGCUCUGGCUUUGUCAAAAGAGGAGAAGACGGCGAGCACCCUGCCUCCUCUACACCCUCACCCCCAACUCGGCUGCUACCAGCUACCCCCCGGAUCCACCCCGCCCCCCACCUCCCUCCCCAACCUCAGCAACCAACUCAGCACCGAGCCCAGCGCCUCAAAACUGCCCAACCAGCCUCCUCUACCUCCUUCCUCCUCACCCUCCAAUGCCCUCAAGGAGCUCCCUCCUCUGCCUCCAUCGCAACAGAUUCAUCCCACUCUGUCUCUUGGAGCUCCAGACCUGCCGAAGAGAGAAGGCCCCGUCAUCACUAGGGAGGUAGCCCAGUCGAGGUGCGUCCUCUCAGGCCAGAUGUCUGCUACAGAGGCCCCGGACCCUCCGCUGUUUCCGGACACCGAAGUGAGGACGCGUUCUGAGGGACCCUCCAGAAAGCGGACCAGGAAGAAGCCUGCUGCCCUGGCAGUGAAGGAGAAGGCCGUAGUAAGCAGUGGCGGCGGAGGUGGCGGCGGCGGCAUCGACCUGGAGUCCAGCGGGGAGUUCGCCAGCGUGGAGAAGAUGUUGGCCACCACUGACGCCAACAAGUUCAGCACCUACCUGCAGACCGGAGCCGCAGACCUGGGAGGAAAGAGAGAUGCUGACAGAGCAGGAGGAGGGGAGGAGAAGGAGGGAGGAAUGAAGGAGGAGGUAAAGACAGCAGCGGUGGCGCCGCAGUCCAAAGGAAAGAAGAACGCCUACUCCAACUCUGUCCAGAAGAUGACCUGCCCCUUCUGCCCCCGAGUGUUCCCCUGGGCCAGCUCUCUGCAGAGACACAUGUUGACACACACCGGCCAGAAGCCUUUCCCGUGUCCGAAGUGCGACGCCUUUUUCUCCACCAAAUCUAACUGUGAGCGCCACCUGCUGAGGAAACACGGUGUGACCCACCGAACGCUGCGACGCAACGGCGCCCUCGCCAAGAAAGACGGCGACGAAGGUUCGCACGAGAGCGCAGAGAGUCAGUCGGAGACGGAGCAGGUAGCUCCAGAAGCACAAGAUCUCAGCGCCUGUGCAGACUCCGGCCCCGCCCCCACAGCAGAUAGCCCCACCCCAUCAGACCAACAGGAGGCGGAGCCAAUGACGCCGAGCCCCACCCACAAGCCAAGCCACGGUUGCAGUCCAUCUGAAAGCGUUGCAGAGCAGCAGGAGACAGAAACCACAGAGCAGCCGGACCAGCAGAGGGCGCCAGAGAGCAGAGCAGCACAGGGAAAACAGCCUCCACUGAGCAGCAGCAGCAAGGCGGAGAGCGCUGACGACGACGACUGCCACAGCAACAAAAGUCUGGACCUUAACUUCGGCAAAAAGCUCAUCGACUUCAAGCUCUCCACGUCCUCAGGCCCCGCUCAGGAAGAACAACCCUCCUCUUCAUCCUCUACCUCUGCUCCCCAAGCAGCAACAGAGAGCCAAGAGAAGGAGAAAGGUGCUACAGCCUCCUCCUCCUCCUCCUCGUCCAGCAGCUCCACGGUGAAGCAGCAGCCGGAGUACAAACACGUAUGCCGAGUGUGUAAGAAGAGCUUCCGCUACGCCACCACCCUCGCACGCCACGAGAGGGCGCUCCUCUCCGAGGACACGCCGGCGCCGGUGGAGGAGAACCCGCUGGUGAAAGAGGAGGCGGCGGAGAUCAACGCGGCCAAAUCAACGGAGGAGGAGAAAGACGAGGAGCUGAAAAAGGAGGCGGAGAUCGAGGAGGAGGAAGGAGGGAGGGGAGGCGAGAGCGAGGGAGGAGAGAGCGGGGAGUCGGAGGAGGAGGAGAAGGAGAAGGAGGAGAGGAGUGACGAGGAGGCGUCGGAACCAAAGAGUUUAGAGGGAGGAGAGGCGUCAGGAAGACGAGUGGACAAGAGGAAGAAGAUCUGUAACGUCUGCGGCAAAAGAUUCUGGUCUCUGCAGGACCUGACCAGACACAUGAGGUCACACACAGGUGAGCGGCCCUACCAGUGUCAGACCUGCGAGAGGACUUUCACCCUGAAGCACAGCCUGGUUCGCCACCAAAGGAUCCACCUGAAGCCCCGCGGAGCCGACGGCGGCUCGGCCGGGAACGAUGAUGCAAGCGAGGACGGAGACUCCUGCACCCCGACCCCGACCUCCACCUGCCCGCCCUCGGAGAACGAGAGCGAGUGUGGUAGCGCCGCGGCCGGGGCCAAGGAGCUGGAGGAGGAGGACGUGAAAGAGGAAGGCGAGGAGGGCGACGGAGCAGAGUCGGCCACGUUGGAGGAAGAAGCGCCGACCGCCGUCGCUUCUGAAGAACCGGCCGCUGAGGAAAAACACGAAGUAUCAGCGAACUCUGCUGACGCGACUCCCAGCCGACAAGCUACUGACACAAAGAGCGACGACUCCUCAGCCGACUCCAACGUCUCCAAAGACCCCUCCCCCUCAUCCUCCACCUCCCUGCCGGACGAGCCCGCGGCAGCUGCCCCCGCAGAGGGCUUCAUCCAGGGGCUGCUGGAGAUCCACGCCGAGCCCCCUCUGGAGCACAUCCUGCCCAACGGAGAGCCUCCUCUGGUGGGGGUAGACUGAGGGGAAUGUCCCCCGGCUGGCUCCACGCUGUCCAAACUAACGUCACCACAGUGCCAUACGACGGGAAGACGCUACACCAUUGAUGAUGAUGAUGAUGAUGAUGAUGCAAAAACCAGCCCGGAACACUUUUUUGAUCGAAAGAAAGACGAAAACCUCGUUUUCUUGAAGUGCCUUACUACUAGUCCUACUUCUAAGAGAUGUUUUUUGCUAUAUCUUUAUCUGCAUUAUUACGGAGGAUGGAUCUAAUUUUUAUAGCUUUUUAUGAUGACAAUGAUUUGCAUUACUAUUUUUUUGUGCGGGGAAUCUCUAUUUCAGCAAUAAAAAGAAUAAAGUUUUGAUUUAUUAUUGUUCUAGAUUCUGUUUGAGAAUUGAUGAUCAACUUAGGAGACGCAGAGAGACAGACAGAGACUGAGACGGACUGUCGGUAUCUGCGUUUAUUCUUCUGUAUUUAAAUCACAGCUGGGCUCCGGACACGCGGCAGAGACUGAAACAGUCCAGUUUUAAGAUCUGAACCAGCUUCGGAUUUGAGAGCGAACUAGUCGGGGUGUGGAACUCGACUUUGUUUUAAUCUGCCAGCCACAGCGGCUUUCUACAACUCACCAGCCACUCGUCCUGCCUGACCAGGCGUUGAGAUAUUUUUGGAUUAAAUGCAACCUGGAGGUGAUGGCUGGUAGUCGUCUCUCACUGUGUGACAAAGGAAGCUUUUUGUAACUGGAAACCACAGAAAGGCCGGCGCCUCGCUUCCGCACCGAUCUCCGUCUCUCAGCCGGCUCGGAAAAACACACAAAAACAUUCACGAACUUUGUUAAAAGUCGCGUCGGAUUUCUGUGUGGAAAAGAAGUCUUGAAAGGGCGGAUAUAGUGUUGAUCAGUUUGUGUUCUCCAUGUUUGUUUGUUUUUUAAAACCCAUCACACUAUUGAUCCCUUUGAAGCCACCCUGUGAGUUGGUUUGUGUGUUUAAUAAUUUCUCAUUCAUAAUCAUUCUCAGUUGAUUCCAUGUGUGUACAGAGAGUUGAACAUGUGGCACGUGUUGCUAGAGUAUUUUCUGUUGUUUUUGCGUGUGUGCGAUUAUCAGUGACAUUUAGGUGUAGGGAGGGGAAUUCUUGUGUUUUGUGGAUUUUUUUUUUUAUAACUGAACAAAUCAAAACAUUUUUUGUCAUGUGCGUAUGAGUGUUUGCGACUCCCGCCUGUCUCUCUUCAUCGCCCUCUAGUGUUCAUUUAGGGUUUAUUACAGGGCCUCCAGCGUUCAGUUUACCUCAACCUCUGCUUUUUAACUGCAACCAUUAAAACAACAGAUGAGCAGCUCUGUAGGCAACCUUUUAAAUCCUUUGUCUUCCUGAACAAGGCUAGCAGGGUUCAAUCUUUGCUAGCCUUGUUUCCACUGUGGGCCAAAUCAGAGCGAGCCAGGGCUAACUCGUUAGCGUCGCUUCAGACACAGCUAGCCAUGACAAACGUGUUUAAGUUGUUACUGGUUUAGCGUUCACAACGGCCCAACAGAGCUAAGCAUGGCUAACAGUAUCAGCGACAGGUUGUGGCUAAGUCUGGCAACGAACGAGAAAACGGCACAUUAGCUUAGCCUUCCAGUUUAAUUAAAGAGCUAACACUAGCUACCUGUAGUUAUUAGCCACACAGCAAACACAAGGGCUAACAGAUCAGACGAGAUAACCAAGCUACCAGUGCCUUCAUUUGGUUUACUUCAUGUCUCUGGUGUGGUCAGUUAGCUCUAGCUGGCUCUUAUCAUUACCCAUGGAUAUCAACCGCCUGCUCCAGUUACACGCUAACUAGGGCUAACCGACCAGAGCGGACAAGCUGACAGUGGAUUCGCUCAGUAAACUAGUUUGAUGUGGUCAGUUAACACAUUGCACCACAGUUGGUUAACAGCAUUUCUAGCAAGUGGCAGGUCAAGCUAGUGUCCUUCCAGUAUUAUCUCAGUCGGCUCUGGAGCGCUUUAGUACUGUUUGUCCCUGUUCAGCCUCGUCUUCUCCUGUGUCCAUAUGAGGACUGUUUCCUGUUCCAGUCGAUCCAGAGACAAACAGAAGAGCUAAUUAACUUUCACUUUUAUGUGACAUAUACUCCAGCUGUGUUGGUUUAUCAUCAGUCAGGUUAUUAGAUACCUGAAGACGCGGCUAUGAAUUUGGCGUUAGAGACAAUCAGUUGAAAUUUUCAAAUAGAAAACAGAUAAAAGAAAACCCACUCAGUUAAAUCUCAGCAGGAUUUCCAGAAGGAGUUAUAUGACAGGGUGAAAGGGAUGGAUGGAUGGAUGGAUGGAUGGAAGGACAGACGGAUGGAUGGGUAGGUUGGGGGGGUGAGUGAACUGUAUUACCCUGCUGCACACACAAACAAACACAAGUAAAAGGGCUAAUUCUACCCCCUUGCACCAACCGAACCGGACAUUUCCACAACCGGAAAAGGAUCUCGCGACCAGAGGGGACGGGUAGUGUGUAUGUGCGUUUUCUUUUUCGUGUGAAGAUGAAUAUAGCUAAUUUUUCUUCUUGUACGUUUUCGUCUUUCUGUUUUUGUUUUGUUUUUUUAUAAAGCAACCUCAUAAUCAAAACGUAUCGAACCUCAACGGCUCAUAACGGAACUGUAAGGCAACGACGGUCAGUCAGUUUGUCAGUCAAAAAGAGAGGCGAGAAAAAUUGAACAACCACAACUGGACUGACUGGACGCUUGCUGUGAACUGGCACUAACAACUCCCAAAACUACUACUACUACUACUUCUACUAUUAGUACUACUACAGUGGAAUAUCGCGACACAAUCAAGAGAGAGCGAGAGAGUUUCACUAUGUCACGCCCAAACCCUGACACCUCGGUCUGCAGUCCUAAUAUCAAAUCACUGAAUGACCUCGAUAUCUGAGUCUACGGUGUGAAUCUCACAGAGGUUCAGGACUCCACAAGUGUCACGUUUUGAGUCGCAGCACUCAGCAAGAUCGUGGUUGGAGACUAAUCUCCCUCAAUUCAGAAUAAUGUUUCUCCAAUAUGGAGGGUCUUUACUGGCGAUCAACUCCCACGUCAUCCGAAGCCUUUGAUCCAACGUCAACUAAAGUCUCUCGUAUUGUUCGAACACUUCCUGGAACCCAAAAAUAUAUAGAUUUCUAUAUCGUCUAUGAAAACGCUUUUCAUGGGUCGAAGCAGACUAUGUUUUUGAAUCACUAAUUCCUGACUCACCCUUUCCUAAAAACCCUGUGGCUUUAGCUUCCUCCGGAGGUCAGCUCUGUCAGAACGCUUUACUGCUGGCCCAAAUUUCAGCCUCGUAAAAGUCUUGUUGCUCGUCAAACUCCACCAAAGUCGAAUCUGACGUGAAAAAUGUGUAAUGAAAUUAGUUUAUUUCGCAGUAAAAUGUUGCCGUUAUGUGACUGCGCCUUUUACGUUGCUGUCCUCUCUUAAAUGGCAAAGCUUAAUGACGAAACCGCGAAAACAAAACCCGCUCUAACGGCGCCAUCUGCUGGUGAAAGCAGACUACUACUGAAGCUAACAACGUACAGUCGUACGAGAUUCAGAGUACAAAUUAUGAAUUUACACUAUGAGGUAUUAAUCUGAACGUUUGUGAAGAAACUCUCUCUCUCUCUCAACUGUUUUAUGUUUGUUAGCUCUGUCUGUACGUCCCUCUCCCUCGGGAUUAUGCGUUAAUGUACGUCUGACUGUGUGUGCGUGUGUGCGUGGCCAUAUGAAUACUGGACUUCCAUUCGAAUGCACAUGGACUGUUUUUAAAUGUAUUUAUUUGGAGCCCAGUUGUGUGUUUGUGUGCGAGUUAGUUUCUACAAUGACUUGAGAAGAAGCCAUGUAUUAAAAAUAUCACAUUUAUGCUGCAGAACUGUUUUGAGGAACCGAUGGUUUGUGUUGUGGACUAAACCGGCUCGCCGUAGGGCGCGGCGGGCUGGGGUGCGAAUCGGACUAGCAAUAAGACUCCCUCUGAAUCCAAAAAGCUUUAUGUAGAUCUCCUGUAUAUGAGUUGAGAACAGGCUGUCUGGGUCUCUUUGUUCUGUUGUUUUUAGUUUGGCUGAGAAAUGAUUUUUUUUGUUUGUUUUUCUCUAUGACAUAUAAAUGCGUAUAAAACUGUGAAAAUCCAUUGUGUUCAGUUAAAGGGUGAGUUUUAGGUUAGGUUUUUUUGCAUGUUAAUCUAAUUUGUUCAAUUAUGGAUGAUUUCUCCUUUCUCCAUCUCUUAUCGCGCUACACACACACACACACACACACACACACACACACACAUAUAUAUAAAUAUAAAAUAUAUAUAAUCUCGCUCUCAGGGUCUUUCACAAAUCCAUUAUUCGAAAUGCUUCAUGUUCUUAUUUCCUGAGUUGCAACUUGUUCUUUCCAAGUCCUGAUUAUUUUGUCCUUUUUUUUUUUUUAAUGAUUCAGAACUG
Molecule: messenger RNA, 9167 nt
Organism: Morone saxatilis (striped sea-bass)
Lineage: Eukaryota; Metazoa; Chordata; Actinopteri; Moronidae
Product: ras-responsive element-binding protein 1-like
Biological process (GO): regulation of transcription by RNA polymerase II
Cellular component (GO): nucleus
Molecular function (GO): DNA-binding transcription activator activity, RNA polymerase II-specific; RNA polymerase II cis-regulatory region sequence-specific DNA binding
Source: RefSeq, a predicted model, not a curated record